Messenger RNA from Ipomoea nil (Japanese morning glory), 2265 nucleotides. Its product is annotated as WEB family protein At1g12150-like. Bases 92 to 2011 code for a protein of 639 amino acids. The transcript is spliced from 2 exons. Lineage: Eukaryota; Viridiplantae; Streptophyta; Magnoliopsida; Solanales; Convolvulaceae. The record is from RefSeq and is a predicted model, not a curated record.
AUCAUUUCUCAUUUUGUUGCUAUAUAUCCUAAUGAUCCAUGCAGGUGGUAGGAUAGGCUAGGCUAGAAUAGGAUAGGUAAGUAUUUAAAAGAUGUUUGGAUUCAGCAUAAGAACCAGACAGAACCAGAAUAAUGCUGCCCCAGCUGCCCCUGCCGUCCCUGCCGCUGCUUCCCCAAGGACAACAAGCUCACCGAGGGUGCCUGGUUCUCCGGCGGCCACCAACUCGCCGAGACAUGUUGGCACUCCGGGGGCCAAAAACUCCCCGAAACAAGUUGAGGUUGGGGAGAUUGACACCCGGGCACCUUUUCGAUCUGUCAAAGCUGCUGUUAAUUUAUUUCGUGAAGCCAGUAACUCCUCCCCCAAAGCUGCGCCCACCGUCGUCAAGAAAACCACCAAAGCCCCCGAUGAGAGAGUUUUGGUGAAGGAAACACAGCUGCACUUGAUAAUGAAAGAGCUUGAUAGCUUGAAAGAGCAGCUAAGAAACACAGAAGCCACAAAAACCCAGGCACAUAAGGACCUAGAAAGGGCGAAGAGGACGCUGAACGAGCUAACCGGGAAGCUGGAAACCAUCUGCGAGGCGAAGCAGGCGGCCAUUGAGGCCACAGAGCUCGCCAAAGUUCGGGCUGAAGAGCUGGAGAUGGUGCAGAAAUCCGGCGGCGACGAUGCAUGGAAAGAGCUAGUCGACAACGAGAGAGAGCAGUACAAGUUCUCGGCAGGGGCACUCAACUUCGCAAAGCAAGAGCUAGCCAACCUGCGGCAAGAUUUCGACGCGGUUUUGGAAGCCAAACUCGCCGCAUUCCAGCAGGUGGGCGAUUCCCAGCACGCCACCUCCGUUAACCGGGAGAGGGAAAGCGAGUUCUCAAAGGAGGUGGCCGCCCUGCGCCAAACCUUAGCUCAAGUCAAGCUCGCACCCCUCCAGGCUCAACAAGAAAACGCCAAGCUCAACUCCGAGCGAGAAGCCCACCUCGAGUCUCUCAAAGCAGCAAAGCAAGAGGCCGACCAGAAACUCAAAGCUCUCAGGGAAUUGGAAGAAUCCCACCCGGCAUUCAGCAAAACCCUCGCAGCUAAGCUCGAGGAAACCAACGCCACCAUGGACGUCCUGCGCGAGCAGCUAAACAACGUCAAAAUCUCCGACAUUGCCGACUGGCGAGACGCAUCUUCCGAGCUGGAGAAUUCCAAGAAAGGGCUGGAACAACUCCAUGCCGAGCAAGUUUCCCUCAAGAUCCUAGUAGAUUCCCUCAAGGUAGAACUCGAAAACGUGAAUGCCCUUCGUUGCGAACUGAGAAGCAAGGCGGCCGAGACAGAUUCAAUGGCCGAACGAUUGGAGUUCGAGUUAGACAGAAGCAAGAAGGAGCUGGAGGCAACUCUGGCAAGAGCCAUAAAGCCAGAAGCCGACGACAUAACCCCGAAAAUCCUCGAGCUAUCCUCCGAGGCCGAGAGAGCGCUACUAGGAGCCGAGGAAAUGAAGAAGAGCGCCGAAACGUACAGACAAGACGCCGAGAAGGCUCGGGCUGUAGCUCAGGAAGCAGAAACCAAUCUGGAAAUCGCACUGAAAGAGCUCGAAGAGGCGAAAGCAGCACAAAAAGUAGCAGACUAUAGAAUCCACAGCGCAUCAAAAAAGUUCGCCGCCGAGGCGGCUACAAGCUCAGACUCCUCAUCUGGGAACGGGAGAAUCAAGUUAUCAGCUGAAGAAUACGAAUCUUUGAGCAACAAAGUCGAAGAGCUAAAAUCCGAGGCGGAUAUAAAAGUGGCAACCGCCAUGGCCCAAGUGCAAACUCUCAACGCCAGCGAAAAGGAAUUGGACGAGAAACUGGAAGAGUGUAUGAAACAGAAAGAAGAAGUACAAGCUGCAAUCCAGGAAACUCUGAAGAGAGCAGAAAUGGAUGAAGCAGCAAAGCUGGUGUUGGAGUGCGAGCUCCUCAAGUGGCGCCAAAAAGGACACAAUGAGAAUGAAGUUGGAGAAUCCUCUUCUGUUGGCCGAUCCGAGAAGAAGAUUAUUCAAAUGAAUUAAACAACAGUCCGGCCAGGGAAUUAAUUAAAGGGAAUCAUAUCCCCAGGAUAGGAAAUCUAAUCCAGUAUAUAUAUACAUGCAUUUUGCACAAAUUAUUAGUAGAAUUACUUGUAUGAAUGAACAUCUAUCUGCAUUUUUCUGCUGCAGAACCUGUAAACUAACACAGACAUUGCAUCUUCUUCCAAAAUUUCAAUAGAGAAGAAAUUUUUAGCAAAAUAACAAAGUAUUAAUGUUUCCUUUUUCCCAUUUGAGUA